Messenger RNA from Solanum tuberosum (potato), 1249 nucleotides. RefSeq lists its product as uncharacterized. The transcript is spliced from 3 exons. Bases 533 to 1123 code for a protein of 196 amino acids. The record is from RefSeq and is a predicted model, not a curated record. NCBI's taxonomy places the organism in Eukaryota, Viridiplantae, Streptophyta, Magnoliopsida, Solanales, Solanaceae.
CUCAAUUAUUGGAGGAGUUGUCAGAAAAUCAAAAAAUUUAGUGUCGUAUACGAUACUCGCGACCCAGAGAGAUUUGUUAAAGAUGUCGAUUUAUGGGUGUAUUUUGCAAGUAAACUAGCUAAUGUUGAACAUUUUAAACUUAGAUGUGAAGAUGGAUAUGUAUUUCCUCAGUUCGCAUAUAAGAAUACGUCUUGGAGAAAAUUGGAUAUACAGUUAUGUACAAAUUUGAACCCUUUAGCUAAUGUGGACUGGAGUGGUGUCGUUUCUCUUUCAUUUAGGUUCAUAGAUUGGACAGAUGGUGUCAUGGAAAAGGUAUUAUCUGGUUGCCCUAACUUGGAGUGCUUGAAAUUGUACCAAUUUUUGGGAGUUCAUUGUCUUGAAAUCAACAAUGCGAAGUUGAGAAAAUUGAUCAUAGACAACUCAGAAAUUGAUGAAUGUGACCUAUCACUUGAAAUAUUAUCCCCAUAUAUUCAUUUGAAAUUUCUGGUGUCAUGCCGUAGGAUAUACUUGAGAAAUGUGGCGUCCCUUGUAAAUGAGGUCCUUGAUUUUGAUUUUUGUUUUUGGAAAAGAAGACCCAUUGCAGAGGAAGGAGUGUACCUGUUUGAAGGAACUUUUUCACAACGUUGUGCAUGUCGAGAAGCUUGAAUUAGGUCCCAGGUGCAUCCAGUACCUGUCCAUACUGGAAUUGGAAGGGUGGAAGCCUCCACUAUCAAGCUGGAAAUUCUUACAGCUUGGCACAGAUUUGGAGCAAUUGAAUUUCCCGGGAAUUUGCUGUUUUCUACAGAAUUCAUCAGAUCUUAAGACUUUGGUCAUUGACGGGGACAAAUACCAAUCAACAGAACUGCUGCUAAAGUACACAAAUAAGGAUGAACAGAUUAGGAGGUUUGAGACACGUGAUUUCAACUGCUCAUUUCUACAUCUGAAGACUAUCAAGAUCCUUAAGUUUUCUGGAUGUGUGAUGCCAUUGGUGAAAUACUUGCUCAAGGAUGCAAUAGUUCUAGAAAAGUUCAUCACUGCUGCCAAAUACAAAAGGAGUGAUUUGUAUUAUGUCAAAAUGGUACAGGAGCUCCUGAGCAUUCCAAGAUCCUCUCCGCAAGCUUCAGUUAUCUUUUCUCAUAGAUAAUAACCUUGGGCCCCUAUUGUUUUAUAAAUCGCAACAUACUUAACAAUUACUCCCUCCGUUUAAAAAAGAAUGACCCCUUUUCCUUUUUAGUUUGUUUAAAAAAGAAUGACCUCUUUCCUUUUUUGG